GAUGAAACUCUCUAAGGAGGGGAACAUUGCUGUGUAGUUCGAUAACCUCUCUGCCGAGGAACCUAUAUCCUUCCUCCUUCUUCUUCUCUUUCUUCCUUCUUUAACUUGGACCAAAAAAGCCAUCCUCAUGAAAGACAAAACGACCACUCUCACAUCUUUUAUGAAACAGAGGAGGAUGGGGCUGAACGACUUCAUUCAGAGGCUCGCCACAAACUCCUACGCCUGCAAGCACCCUGAAGUUCAGUCUAUUCUGAACUUGAGUCCUCCUCAGGAUGCUGAGCUCAUGAACACAAACCCGUCUCCUCCUCCCAGUCCAUCCCAACAAAUCAACCUUGGUCCUUCCUCCAACCCGUCAGCAAAACCAAGUGACUUCCACUUCCUCAAAGUGAUUGGAAAAGGCAGCUUCGGCAAAGUUUUGCUUGCACGACACCGCACUGACGACGAGUUUUACGCAGUCAAAGUCUUACAGAAAAAGGCCAUCUUAAAGAAGAAGGAGGAGAAGCACAUCAUGUCAGAGAGGAAUGUGCUGCUAAAGAAUGUCAAGCACCCGUUCUUGGUGGGCCUGCACUACUCUUUCCAAACGGCGGACAAGCUCUACUUCAUCUUGGACUACAUCAACGGAGGAGAGUUGUUCUACCACCUACAGAGAGAGCGCUGCUUCCUUGAGCCAAGAGCGAGGUUCUACGCUGCCGAGAUCGCCAGCGCACUCGGGUACCUCCACUCACUCAACAUUGUCUACAGAGACCUGAAGCCAGAGAACAUCCUGCUGGACUCAGAGGGACACAUCAUUCUGACAGAUUUCGGCCUGUGCAAGGAGAACAUCGAACCCAACGGGACCACGUCGACUUUCUGCGGUACGCCAGAGUAUUUAGCUCCUGAAGUUCUACACAAGCAGCCGUACGACAGAACAGUAGACUGGUGGUGUUUAGGAGCUGUUCUCUAUGAGAUGCUCUAUGGCCUGCCUCCGUUCUACAGUCGCAACACAGCCGAGAUGUACGACAACAUUCUGAACAAGCCGCUUCAACUGAAACCCAAUAUUUCCAACGCGGCCAGGCACCUGCUGGAGGGUCUCCUGCAGAAGGACCGCACCAAGAGGCUAGGCUGCACAGACGACUUUAUCGAGAUCAAGAACCACAUGUUUUUCUCCCCCAUCAACUGGGACGACCUCAAUGCCAAGAAAAUCACCCCUCCCUUCAACCCUAACGUGACGGGACCCAACGACCUGCGGCACUUUGAUCCAGAGUUCACAGACGAGCCGGUACCCAACUCCAUCGGCUGUUCCCCAGACAGCGCGCUUGUCACAGCCAGCAUCAAAGAGGCGGCUGAGGCCUUCGUGGGUUUCUCCUACGCCCCCUCCAUGGAUUCAUACCUAUAGGAUUUAACACAACGUGGGCCCCAGCACAGACUCAAUGGACAAGAACUGGGGUUUUUCCAUUGACUUGCAUCUUGACCCCACUUUACAUUUCCAAUCAGGAUGAUGGAUAGAUCUGCACACACCUUCGCAACAAUUCAAAAUAAUCUGUACAUACAACUUUUCAUAAUCUGAAUGCAUUUAGAAGACGUCCUACAAGAGGAUGCCCGCCAAAAUAAAUGAACUCACUGGGAUUGUGAUCCUCCAUCUUACCCUGAUGAAGCAAUGCACAAAUCCUUCAACUGUCUACAACAAGCCUUCACCUUACAAGCUCUGCAACCUUCAAAUCUUUGGGUGGAAGUCCUUUACACACAACCAACAAGCACACACAACUUUUUCUCCAAAGGAAAAGGCUGGACUGUUCUGUACAAACCCGAAGAAGGAUUUCCGUCUUCAUCCAUGUAGCGAAACUUCUCAGAACUUUUGAGGUUCAGUCAAACCACCCACUGAGACCGAGCUUUUGAGUUUUGAGCAGCUUGGAGACCACAGUCAUUUUGGUGCUUUAGUUUCUUUUCAUUUACUGUCUGGAAAGGGAGUCAUUCGAAGUUGAAUGUUACAGAGGGGGAUGUUCUUAUUUUUUUCUCUUUAAAUGUGCCUUUUUUUUCUCUCCAUCAGAGCUCGCAUCUUUGGUUUUGUGUCAUCGAAGUUACCUUGAUUUCCUUUAUCUUUAGGAGUCACCAGAGAAAACGAUGUAGCACUAAAUUAAUACAUCAGCUCUGCCUUUAACAUAUGAGAUUCCAAACAAUGUUCCACGUCUUCAUUUGCACAUAAAACUAGAAUGGUAACGCUGACAGAGAGAAGGAGAGAGCACCGCUGCUAGAAAGAGAGUGAAGUGUCUGCGUGGUUCUGCUUACCAACAUGUCCCCCUCAUUUAGUCUUCCAUUCGCCUCACGAUAACGUACCAACGGCCGAACUCGAGCCGAGCUGACAACAUCAACAAACUGAACAUUCCAUUUUAAUAUUGCUGUAAUGACGGUAUUUAAGUUUGUUUGUAUAUUUGGAGUCAUGUGUACUAGUUUUAAUGUAUAUUGAACAAAAAACUAAGGUAUGCUUAAAUAUGUAUAUGUAACAAUUCAUGUUCAAUGUACUGUAAAUUGUAAAAUUGUUUAAGAUUUAUGUGACCAUGUUUGGUUUGCAAUAAAAGUUUAACUUUAUUACAUCUUA
Messenger RNA from Cheilinus undulatus (humphead wrasse), 2575 nucleotides. RefSeq names its product serine/threonine-protein kinase Sgk1. The record is from RefSeq and is a predicted model, not a curated record. Gene Ontology annotation, biological process: protein phosphorylation. Gene Ontology annotation, molecular function: protein serine/threonine kinase activity; ATP binding. The transcript has 10 exons. The coding region runs from base 128 to 1375 and encodes 415 amino acids. NCBI's taxonomy places the organism in Eukaryota, Metazoa, Chordata, Actinopteri, Labriformes, Labridae.